UCUCGUGCAUAGUUAUCUCUCUCUCUACCCAUCUAUCUAACACAGAUAAUAUCUCUAUAUUAAUGUCUUACUCUUUCACAUAGAUUUAAGCGUGUAAUUUCCAGUCAGUUAAAUCUUCAAUCAGUUCUUGGGAAAACAAAAUAACUAGAGCGGGCAGUGUUUAGUAAGCAUAGCGCUGUUUUCCAAAGAAAAAAGAAAGUCUUUCACGUUCACCGACGAUAAUGGAUAUGGAUUCUUCUUCUGAGAACUGGCUUGGCUUCUCACUUUCCAAUAUCAACAGCAACAACAGUAACGCCAACAACAAUAGCAGCAUUAACUUGCCUUCUAAUAAUGCUUCAGAACUUUGCCUCUUCCAAGCUUUCAACUCCAACCCUAAUAGUGGAGUGGAAGAAAAUGGAAAAUGUACUGACGAGCUGAAGACCAUAGCCGCUAGUUUUCUACGUAGCUUUUCUGCUGAUCAGAAUAAUUCGCAGAAUAAGCAGUUGGCUGUGGUGGCGCUGCCGCCGGCUAAGAAGUCGGUCGAGACCUUUGGACAACGCACCUCUAUUUACAGAGGUGUUACUAGACAUAGAUGGACAGGAAGAUAUGAAGCUCAUUUGUGGGAUAAUAGUUGCAGAAGAGAAGGACAAAGUAGAAAAGGAAGGCAAGUUUACUUAGGUGGUUAUGAUAAAGAAGAGAAAGCAGCUAGAGCUUAUGAUCUUGCUGCUCUCAAGUAUUGGGGUCCGACCACCACCACUAACUCUCCGGUAUUGAACUAUGAGAAGGAGCUGGAAGAAAUGAAGAGCAUGACAAGGCAGGAAUUUGUUGCUUCUCUUAGAAGGAAAAGUAGUGGGUUUUCACGGGGAGCCUCCAUCUACAGAGGCGUCACAAGGCACCACCAACAUGGUAGAUGGCAAGCAAGAAUCGGAAGAGUGGCAGGAAACAAAGAUCUCUAUCUUGGAACCUUUAGCACCCAAGAGGAAGCAGCAGAGGCCUAUGACAUUGCUGCAAUCAAAUUCAGAGGACUAAACGCAGUGACGAAUUUUGACAUUAGCCGUUACGACGUUAAAAGUAUCGCCAGUAGCAAUCUCCCUGUUGGAGGGAUGAACAAUAAAUCAAAAACCUCAUCAGAAUCUGCUGCUUCUGAAAGUAGUAAAAAUGUCCAAGGAAACCGAUCAGACGAUCGAGAUAUUUCCUCUGCUACCUCUGCUCCAUUAAUUUCGUCUCAAGCUCCAAAUAUGGUCAACCUUGGUUUCGGAUUGCCCAUCAAGCAAGACGCUUCCGAUUUCUGGUCAAUCCUCGGAUACACUAAUGAUCAAAACAACGGUAGCAAAAACCCUAGUGCAAAUGCAACGUUCUUUCAUGGUCCGCCUAUUCAAGCACAAGGUACAACACUCUUCAGAAUGGAUCUCCCUGCUACUACAACCUCUCUGAAUGAAGUCAACAGUAAUCAAGUCAUAUUCAAUGAAGAAGGGUACUAUCACCAGCAGCAGCAAAGUGGUAGUUGUAGCACAAUAACUUCAGUUCCUAGUGACACUACUACUACUCUUGAUGGCUCCAAUUUUGGUAAUUGGAUGCCACCUUCUCUUCAUUCAUUCCAGACUACUGCAAAGAAUCCAUUUCAGACCCCAAUUUUUGGCAUGGAAUAAUGGAAAAUAUAAGUGGAGGGAAAAUGAAUGGACAAGAGAAGAGUUGAAGUGGUGUACUUUUCCCUCUGUGUUUUGAAUGGUUUUUUGUCACUUACCAAAGAAGUGGGUUGGUCAAAAAAGGUGGUAUUGGUGAAAUUUGCUUUUUUGCAUGGGUAAGAAAAGUGGGACGUACAAUCAUUUCACAGCAACUAAAGCAGAGAUGGCAGGGUGCUAACUGAAUCUUUUUGAUUAGUUGUUUAGUUCUUUAGUUCUUUACCUUUUUAUUUUUAGUUUUUUCUUUUUGCUUGUUUCACUGACAUGAGUUAUCUAUAACUAGAAAAUCCCUUUUGUACAUUCCCGUCAGCAACAAUUUCAUUUCAACCAAAUUUCUUCCCCCUCAUUCUCCCCUUUGGCGCGCCCGCUUAGUUUCCUUCUGAUGGGGGUAUGAAAUAUGAAAAUUGACCACAUGUAUUCUGUCUCAUUUUCUUCCGAA
Messenger RNA from Nicotiana tabacum (common tobacco), 2100 nucleotides. Its product is annotated as AP2-like ethylene-responsive transcription factor AIL5. Gene Ontology annotation, biological process: regulation of DNA-templated transcription. Lineage: Eukaryota; Viridiplantae; Streptophyta; Magnoliopsida; Solanales; Solanaceae. The record is from RefSeq and is a predicted model, not a curated record. Gene Ontology annotation, molecular function: DNA-binding transcription factor activity; DNA binding.